Messenger RNA from Epinephelus moara (kelp grouper), 6077 nucleotides. RefSeq names its product leptin receptor overlapping transcript like 1 (gene leprotl1). Lineage: Eukaryota; Metazoa; Chordata; Actinopteri; Perciformes; Serranidae. Bases 95 to 490 code for a protein of 131 amino acids. The transcript is spliced from 4 exons. The record is from RefSeq and is a predicted model, not a curated record. Gene Ontology annotation, biological process: late endosome to vacuole transport via multivesicular body sorting pathway; negative regulation of growth hormone receptor signaling pathway. Gene Ontology annotation, cellular component: endosome.
GCACGACGGGCAGGUUCGGGCGGACUCGGGAGCCGAGCAGGGGGGCACUGUUGUCAUUCGUCAGGGCUGCGUGUCGAGCUUUUGUCCAGGAGAAAUGGCUGGGAUUAAAGCUCUCAUCAGCCUGUCCUUUGGAGGGGCCGUUGGCCUCAUGUUCCUCAUGCUAGGAUGUGCCCUCCCAGUGUACGACAAAUACUGGCCUUUGUUCCUCCUCUUCUUCUACAUCCUCUCCCCCAUCCCUUACUGCAUCUCGCGGAGGGUGGUCGACGACACAGACUCGGCCAGUAACGCCUGCAAAGAGCUGGCCAUCUUCCUCACGACGGGCAUCGUCAUCUCAGCGUUUGGCCUGCCCAUCGUCUUCGCAAGAGCUGAAGUAAUCGCCUGGGGGGCGUGUGCGCUUGUGCUAACGGGUAACGUAGUCAUCUUCGGGACCAUCCUGGGCUUCUUCAUGGUCUUUGGAUCCAACGACGACUUCAGUUGGCAGCAGUGGUAAAGCAGCAGCGGGAGGGUGACCUUAGUCUGAACUGUUUUUAUUAGCAUUACAAUUAUUAUUAUGGUAUUACUGUUUGGUUCUUGUUGUUGUUAUUUAUAUGAUGACCGCCCAUCCAUAGACUCACACCAAACCAGUGCAAUACUUCUUUUCUUUUUUUUGUUUUGUACCGCCUGCAUCAUAUUGAACUGACACAAGUGGGAAGGAAAAUGCUGACUUUCAGUUGGACUUUUACUCAUUUUAGUUCUUCUGUGUUUGUGAGUUUUUCUCCAUUUGUGUGUUUCAUUUUGAGUGUUAUAAGCUAACGAGCGCUGGUGAACAACUGCUUGUUUUAUCUGUGAAAAAAAAAAUAAUCCAAUUGAAUGUCGAAUACGACUGAAUCUGACCAAAAGGACGGGGUCGUACCUGUCUGGGCUCCUUUCUCUAUUUAAUAGACACACUGGAAGAAGCUGUCUCUACACUGACAGUACAGACGGGUGUGCGUUUCCAGUCAAAGUGCUGAGUUCAGUGUAAAUCAGCAGAAAGCAGAUAGAAAAUCUGCACAACACAAGCUCAGAUUUCACCAGUCAGGAUGAGGAAAAUCUCCAUUUCCUUUUGGCACGAGUCUCAGUAGACUGAAACUGUGACUAUCUUUUCAGCCUGUUCUCAUCCCCAGGUAGUCAAAUACCAACAAUUUGAAACCAAAGGCACCUUUUUUAGGCUUUUAACCAACUCCGGUUUAAACUCUUCUGAUGCUGAGAGUCACUGACGUCGUAUAACGAGAAAAACGUCUGUGUGGGGUGAGAGGGAGGUGAAAUAGAUUGGUCAAACAAAACAAGUAUUUUACCCAGGAGACCACAGGUCCUGUCUCAUGUGAAACCAAAUGACAGUGUUGUUAUAAUGUAAUGUUACGUAACGUGUGCACCUACGUCUCGUGUAAAACCAAAAGUCAAUGCCAUUUUAAUUUUUUACACAUGGCCGUCCCCAACGACGUCACUCGUGUUGAAUUUACGUCAUGUAACGUUAUUUUUACAUAACCAGUGUGCUUAUUUUAAACCAAAACAUGGUCAUUUUUCUAAACCUAACCAAGUGGUUUUGUUGCCUUGGACCCAAUCCCAGUACGCCCCUUGCCUUCACCACUUAAAGCUCACUACUCCGUUUUACUCCUUCGCACGUCUAGGGGUAAGAUGUCCUGAUUGUUGUUGGAAUCGAGGGAUAGGGUAAAGUAUUCGGGCUACAUAGCUCUCCAAAUUUAGUUUUUUUUAGUAGGCAAGAUGGCUGCACGGGCAACUAAAGAAACCCACUAAUUAAUUUUCUCCAUUAACAUUACAAUAACCAUUGUAUUAUCGUUUUACUGAUUGUGGUUGCUUUAUUACAAGCAUAACAAAAGAAACUGCCAGUGUGCUGAUGUCUCGCUAGCUAACUAGCUAGCUAGCUAGCUAACAUUACAGUAUUAUUGCUGAUUUGUGCGUGACAGUCCCACAUUUUGACACACUUCAUGAUGCAUUCCCCUCUUUUGAUGGCACAUGACGCCUGAAAUAUAACUGAAGUCCAGCAGCGAGGUUACUGCACUUGUUAUUGCUCCUCUAAUACCAGUACAGACUGACAGGGUAGGAGCAGGCUGCUAACGUUAGCUUACAGAGCAAUGCUAGUGGCCUGAUAAUGAAGCACUGUUCUUUUUUAUUUGAUGUUUGAUCGAUUAAUUGCGGGAAACGUACAGUGUGAAAGAAUUGCGAGCAUCCUGACGACCACAGAAGGCUGCCUGUAGCCCAUGUAAGAGAAGUCACCACAGCAGAAGAUGGCAUAUUUGCAUUCACAUAAAUGCCAGCUUCGACAGCUACCGAUGACGUGUCAGGGUCUAGAAGGUUGUCCCUUUUCACAGGGAAAUAAUUUAACCACUACCCCUUGUGAUUUUGUUCCGAGGGGCAGGGUGGCACUUAAAAAACGGAGGGUUGGCGUAAAAGUAUGAUAAGGGAUUGGGCCUAACUCUAACCAUUUCACAACAUUAACCACAAUGCAGUGUGUUCCAGAUGUGUGUCAUAUAGAGACACUAAAGGCUGCCCUGUGCGUCGCUAUGAGACGCCUUUUUUAACAACCUGGGAAUAAGAAUGAGUUGAUUUUUUCUCACAGUUAAAGGUGAAAACUGAGCUGCUAGCGUGCAGAGUUUUCAUUAGCUUUCUGCUAAUGUGAUGCUACUGUCGCUAAGAUGUGACAGUCACAAAGAUCAGUGAGUGUUUGUGAAAGGGCUGGGCUGUUACUGUCACCACUCAUCUUCUAAACCCUGUUACAUGUGUUAGUGUAAAUCAGUCCAGCAGUCUUUCUCUCUUUCUGUGUGAGAACAUGUUGGAUAGAAGUGUUUUCACUUUAACAUGUUUUCCCUUUGAUUUUGUUUUAUGUCUGCAAUCCAAAAGUAUCAUAAAGAGAUGAUGUUCAGGAGCAGCAGAGUGUUUGUUUCCUCUGAACUCAGAGGACAGGAUUCAUUUAAACGCCCUCACCAUCACCACAGAGAUCAAAUUAAACCGACUUGGUGAUUUCCCAGGUGCCAACAGGAUGCAGGCUGCUUAUUCACCGUGUCAUUUUGCAUACGAUAGCUGUUACCUCACUCUGUGUAUGGGUAAGCCUCGCCCGUGUCAGGUCAAGAAAGCAUGAAAAGCCUUUAGUAGCCGCCAGCUAGCGUAGGAUUAGCUCGAGGACAGCAGCCUUGUUGGAAACUGAGCCAAGCUAAGAACCGGCCGACUUAUACCCGAGGCCUGGGCAGUCACUGACAGCUCUUAAGCUUUUAAAUGUGACUCCUUCAAAGUAAAAGCAUCCAGCGUCAGUCUGUGCUCAGUGUUACUGUCGUAUUUCUCUCUAGAAGCACAUUAGGUCCAGAUUUGGCGCAACGUGCCGUCACAUUUCCUCACACCAGCAUUUUCAUGAUAAAAGUUAUGUUGUCUGAUUUAAAGUGUUUCUGUGUGAAGGAAAUCUGUACUUUAGGUUGUGUAAUCUGUUGGCAGCUUGUAGGCUGCAGUCAGUCAGGUGCAGCUCUCCUGUUCGCUGUGUAACUGCAUUAGUGGGAGCUAAACGAGGAGUUCAGCAUCUGCUGCCUCGCUGAAGCGCCGAUGUGUUGAGUGGAGGGUUGAACAUUUCCUUUAGACGUCUGUCUUUUUUUUUGUUGGGGGGUUUGUUUCUGUGGAUGGUUCAGUUUGAAUAUGUGCUCUCUGGAAGAUACAACAAUGUGAUUUUUAAUGAGGACUAAUUUUGAUUUGUUUUCAUUGUGUCCCAUAAUUUCAAAACCUAAAUGAAUUCUUUAGCUUUGUGUCGUAGGUCGGCCCAGAACGUACUUUUACCACGGGUUUCCAGACGCAGCAGAUUUCCAAUGAAAGUGUAAGACACACUCUUUGUCCCACAGGAUUAUUUCCACUUUCAGAAUCCUUCUUUAAAACCACACAAUAAAUAAAACUUGCAUUAAAGGAAUAGUUCAAAAUUUAAGCCCCAGCUGGUCCAGGAGCUUCUCCUCCCUGAUGGACGUUUCCAGGCAUAUUUUAGGAUGACUCAGGGGCAGUUUGACACCCUGCUGUCUAUCGUCAGGCCGUAUAGCUCUGUGUAUCCAGCAACAGCUACCACCAGUUUCUUCUCCAUUGUUUACCAACUAUAAACUUGUUGUUUUGUCCACCACAGAAGACCCGCCUCUCAAAUCAACCAACUGGACAAUUAGAAAAAGGAUGACUUAAAAAUGAUGAUGCGUUUUUCCGCAGAGCGCUCUCGCAAAACUCUUAGAGCGCAGAAACACGAGGCGCAUCACAACACAAACACAGCGAGCAAAAAACUUCAUUCUUAUUAAAAACAAUUACAAAAAGCCACCUCCAGCUGCUAAAACGCUUUCUGUGUAAUCAGGGCCUUAUUCGCUCUUCUGUCAAGAGUCAGGAGAAGAGAAGAUUAACUGUCUUCAUAUCACAACCAAAAACAAAAAAUGAGUUUGGUUUAGUUGUGCGGGGGAUUGCUACGACUAGCAAGCUCAAAGGGAACUACGAUGACUAGUCAAAGUUGCGUAAAAGUUGCGAUGAUAAAACAAAAGUGAAAGGUCACGCAGAACUCCUGGAGAUUGGUUGAAUUUGCAUUAAUUGUUGUGAUCGUAAUUUUUCGCCAUAAAUUGUCCUAAACUGUGCUUAAACCACAAUUUGUCAUUUUUACAUCUCUGUGCAACACAUUCUCACUCUGACCUCGUCACAUAUCAACGUUUGGUCAUGGACCUUCCACGACCAGAUACCACGUGCAAGGUACCCUGGGUGUGUUGGUUGUUGACGUUCUGGGACGCCGUGUCAACUUCAGCCUGUUACAUGCAUUGUCUUCUUUCAAAAUACACUUCUGUUUUCACAGGAAAUUUAUCGUUUACAUUCAGUCUCUUUCAAAAUAAAAGCACUACGUCAGGACAACAAUGCAAAUUGACUUUUUUUUUUGUUUUUGUUUUUUCCGUCCAACAACAAACGCACGUGGUUGGGUUUAUAAUCUUACGAGACACAAACACCACUCUCACAGGUGAAAGUCUGUGUUAGUUGGACCCAUCCACCACCCCUCCCGUCCGCCCCACUUGGGCUUUCGCCGCCUUAACUUUCGUUAUUGUCCCACAGCGUUUCCCCCGACACUGCUGAGCGUAGUUUAACUAUAACGGCUACAGGCUGCGUAUCAUGCCGCUGUUAAAGGAUGGAUUCCUUCGUCAGUGUCGCCACAAGUCACUGCCCAAGCGCCGGAUUUCGACGACUUUGGAGUGUUGAUGGGUGUUUCAUAAUCGGGGAUAGCUGUUUUGCUUCCAGUCUUGAUGCUAAGCUAAUCACCUCCUGGUCCAUACUUGAUGCACAGACAUGAGCUACAGUUAUUUCCUCUAUAAAUGAAAAAAAAACAAUGGGAAGUGGAAAGUGUUGGAAGUCUGCUGAGGAAACCCGUACCUAAAAAUACUGACGUCUGGGUUUUAUCACUACAAAUAGGCAUUAACACUUCUUCACACUCAGCUGUGAUAUUUAUUUAUUUAUCGUCUGUUACGUGGCUCUUCCAGAGAUCACACCCUCAGUGAAGGCACUGAUUGUAUUAAAAGCACCAUAAUGAUGGCAGCUUUUUAGUUCCAUUUGAAAAAUGUAUUUAACUAAGUUACUGAAUAUUGAAAACUACUGACAUGAUUUGUGCAUAUUGUUCUGUAACACUACUUUGAAUCUAACUGAACAUGCUCUGAGCAGAACAUUUACACACUGGUGGUCGUCUGUAUGAGUCAGUCUGUGGUUGGACGAGCAGGGUAACUCCACAUUGUGUUCCUGAGGAGUGAACGUCUGUGUGACACGACAUGAAUUUUAAGCUCAAUUUGUCAAAUGUUCUCUGUUUUGUAGUCUGACGUUCAAACUCCCUGAUGUGACAGGAGCUGGUGUGUAGCUGUGGGAUGGGUUUCUCUGUGUUUCUGUUCCAAGAGAAAUGUCAAUGCUUUGUUUCGCACAGAUUUGGGAGGAUAUUGUAUUUAUUUAAUUUAUCGGACGCUUGGUGUCGAUGUCCAACGCCAUUUUCUAUCUACAACUUUUCUGUUAAAGAGGCAGAAGUCAGCAUGGUGGUUUUCUUUUCUUUUUUUUAAAUAAACGCCAUUUUUGAA